Messenger RNA from Ipomoea triloba (trilobed morning glory), 1473 nucleotides. RefSeq names its product lysosomal Pro-X carboxypeptidase-like. Gene Ontology annotation, molecular function: dipeptidyl-peptidase activity; serine-type exopeptidase activity. NCBI's taxonomy places the organism in Eukaryota, Viridiplantae, Streptophyta, Magnoliopsida, Solanales, Convolvulaceae. The transcript has 9 exons. The record is from RefSeq and is a predicted model, not a curated record. Gene Ontology annotation, biological process: proteolysis. The coding region runs from base 1 to 1473 and encodes 490 amino acids.
AUGGGUGCUGGUACAGUUUUAGUAUUUCAAUGGCUACUUCUUCUAGUAUUCUCAAUUCUUGCCAUGGCAAAACCAAACAAUAAUCUUCCCGGUUCGAGAAGAAACCUAGGACAAGACGAUGAUGCCAUAUCAUCAUCUGCCUUGCAAAUGUUUUACUAUAACCAGACACUCGACCAUUUCAACUUCCAACCUCAAAGCUUUGCAACAUUCCCACAGAGGUAUAUGAUCGAUUCUACAUACUGGGGAGGAGCAGAUAAGAACGCCCCCAUUUUCGUGUAUCUUGGAAAUGAAAUGUCACUUGAAGGCACCUUAACCUAUCUCGGUUUUCUCUCUGACAAUGCUCCUGGCUUCAAAGCUCUAAUAAUUUAUAUAGAGCAUAGAUUCUAUGGGAAAUCAGUUCCUUCCGUAUCACAAAGAGAAGCACUCAAGAAUGAAACUCUCCGGGGUUACUUUAACUCAGCUCAAGCUCUAGCAGAUUAUGCAGAAUUGCUGCUCUACCUCAAAAAGGAAUUAUCAGCAACAUAUUCUCCUAUCAUCGUUGUUGGAGCAUCAUAUGGAGCAAUGCUGACAACUUGGUUUCGACUGAAGUAUCCACAUAUCGCUGUGGGCGCCUUGGCAUCAUCAGCACAAUUUCUUUUGUUGGACGACAAUAUCCCACAAGAUGCAUUCUAUCGAACUGUUUUCGACGAUUUCCAAGAAUCCAGCCAAAGUUGCAGUGAAACGAUUAAGGCGUCAUGGGAUGAAAUUCAUAAAGUGGCUUCAAAGCCUGAUGGCCUUUCAAGUUUAAGUCAAAAAUUCAAGACUUGUAGGAAAUUAAAUAACGUGUCUGAAAUUGUGACGUAUUUAAAGCAUAUGUAUUAUCAAUCUGCUACAUUUGACAUGCCACCAACUGAUGUAAUAUGUCGUGCCAUCGAUGGGGGUUCAAAAGGAAUUGAUGUUCUGGGUCAGAUAUUUUCUGGCAUCGUGGCCUUCGAAGGCGAAAGCUCUUGUUAUCUAAAUGAGAGCAAACAGCUACAAAAUGAAGAUGAUACAGACUUAGGUUUGGGUUGGCAGAGUUGCAGCGAUUUGGUAUUCAAAUUCAAUUACUUUGGCGUUGAUACUUCGUUCCCACCACCUCCAUUUCAUUUGGAAAGUUACAUAAAAAAUUGCGAGAGCUUAUAUGGUUUGCCUCCAAGACCCUAUUGGAUGAACGAUUAUUUUGGAGUUCACGACAUGAAGCUUGUGCUGAAAAGAUUUGGAAGUAACAUUAUCUUCACUAGUGGUUUGAGAGAUCCUUGGAGUACUGGAGGGAUUCUGGAAGACAUAUCACACAGUAUAGUAGCCAUUGUUACAAAGAAAGGAGCACAUGCGUCGGAUGUACUUAAGGCUCGCAAAACAGAUCCAGAAUGGUUGGUGAAGCAGCGCAAUAAAUCGCUUAAGAUCAUUGAGGGAUGGAUCACAAAGUAUUAUGACGACCUUCAAUUCGUGCCUUAA